Messenger RNA from Orycteropus afer afer, 2451 nucleotides. It is a transcript of the gene CEP95, whose product is annotated as centrosomal protein 95. Bases 1 to 2451 code for a protein of 816 amino acids. The record is from RefSeq and is a predicted model, not a curated record. Lineage: Eukaryota; Metazoa; Chordata; Mammalia; Tubulidentata; Orycteropodidae. Gene Ontology annotation, cellular component: centrosome; spindle pole. The transcript is spliced from 20 exons.
AUGGCCGACACCGAGGCGGAGUGGGUAACCAUUGCCAAUAACCUUCUUUCGAAAUGUCACAUACACCUGAGGAUACAUGCACUUGAAGAUUGUGAUGCUAAUGUUUUUAUUGCUCUUUAUCAGUCAAUUUUAGGAGAAAGGGUACCAGAUCUAAUAGUUAUUCCAAGGAGUCAGGAGGAUGAUGCACACAAUGUCCAAGCAGUAAUCGAUUCACUGGCCUUAGAUUACCUGCAGGUCAGCUUGUCUCACAUAACAGGAGAAAAUAUAAUGAAAGGAGAUAAAGAGUCUAUUAAGAAUCUUCUAGAGAUAUUUGAUGGGUUGCUGGAGUAUCUUACAGAACACAUCAGUGAAACAUCUCACGAGAAAAGUGAAACAGAACAGCAUUUUAAAGAAUCUCAUCAAGGAGUCAUUUUGGAAGAACCAGAAAGUACUAAAGAAUCAUGGAAAAGAGUUCCCUUUGGAAGGUGCUCACUGUCAUCUGAGGCAUUGGGCCCCUCUUGGGAUGAAGAUGAAGCAGAGUCCACUGGUGAAAUAAUUAGACUUGGGGAUACAGCACACACUUUUUCUCUAAGAAGUAAUGGUGCCCAAGAUUCUAACGAAAUGCUAUCUAAAAAAGCCCCAUCUUCACCAAGUUCUAAAAACCAUGAAGUGUUGAACCCACCGUCUAGUUUUUUGUCCAACAGCAGGACAGCCUUUAUGGAAGACAUGGAAAUUCCUUCUGUGAGUAUGACUUCAAGUGCCAGGAAGCUAGGGGAGCCAAUUCGAUCAGCCAUUCCUUUACAGCCCCCCUACCACCCUUCAGAGUCUCGAGCACCCUGCCCCAUUGGAAAGGAAUAUUUACAUGCAACUCACUGCUCCUCUGCCAUGAAUUCUCCUGGAGAGCGCACGGCCCUGUCUGUGGAACCAGAUACUGUUUUCUUAACUUCUAAGUUGCCUAAAAAUAGCAAACUGGGGAUGUGCUUACCUCAGGUCCAAAGCCCCAGGACAAGGAGGCUUCCCAAAGGAAAAAGAUAUGAGAACAGAUCUGCAAUUUCAUCAUGGGAUUCACCUUCUCCCCAGAGGCUAAGAAGGAAAUUAACAGAACAAGAACUGCACGCAGUAUCAGAGAAACUCUCCCAGCGCCUCUCUGAACUAGACUCGAUGUUAAAAAGUGCCCUAGGUGAUCGAAUUAAAGAAAAGACUGCAGAUGAAGAGGAGGAUGCUGGGAAUGAAGAGGUGGAGAGAGGAAAUGUUGAGACACUGUCUCAGCAUAGUGACAGCAUCAUGGAGUGUUGGCCAAAGAAGCGAAGGCCAGGACUUGCCACACACAGAAAGCCACCCUGCAGAUCCCGUUCGCUCUCUCCCUCUCCAGUGAACAAACACAGGCAGCAUCACAUGGAGAGAACAAAGCAGCGAAAACCAAAAGAAACAGAUACCCACCGAUUCCAAGCUAAGGCCUUAACUGAAGCAUUUGAAAGUGAACUAAGAAGAAACAAAGUUCAAGAGAAUGUUGGACCUCUAAGGAUAAAUGAGGAGGAGGAGGACACAGAAAAAAUACACAGAGAAGCUGUUCAUAAGGGAACGCCAAAACCUUGUCAGCCUUGGAAGAUUUACUCCAGAAAAGCCACAACUCCAAGUUCAAGAGGUGGCUUCCCAAAGCCAAAUAAAGCAGUUCCAAUGAAAGUGUACGAACACAGUCUCCUGCCUCUGAUGCUGGAGCACUUUCCAUUUCUUUCUGUUUCUGGCCAAACACUAAGCAAAAUGUGGAGACAGCAAAUUGCACAGAUUGAACAGCUCAUAAAAGAUGCAUCUGGAGAAAAUAGGUCCAAGAAGAAACUCCAGGAUGAAAUAGAAGAAGCCUUACGAAGGCAUGACCUCCUUACUGCACUUGUCAAGAAAGAAUAUGAACAUAACAAGAGACUGCAAGACUUCAGGGAUCGCAUUAACAGGCAGAGGUUCACUCAAUCAAAGAUAAAAGAAAAUCGGCAGCAAAUUGUUCGUGCCCGCAGAUACUAUGAUGAUUAUAGAGUUCAGUUGCGUGCAAAAAUGAUGAGAAUGAGGACCCGGGAAGAAAUGAUAUUUAAGAAACUAUUUGAAGAAGGUUUACAAAUUCAGAAGCAAAGAUUACGGGACCUCAGAAACUAUGCUAAAGAAAAGCGAGAUGAGCAAAAGAGACAGCACCGAAAUGAACUGGACUCGAUGGAGAACUACUACAAAGACCAGUUUUCUUUGCUGGCAGAUGCCAUAGCACAAGAACGUCAAGAACUCAAAACCAGAGAGAAAUCCCAGGCCCAGACACUGCACAAGGUGAAGAGAGAACUGAGGUCUAAGAUGGAAAAGGAAAUCCAGCAGCUGCAGAACAUGAUCACCCAGAACGACGACGACGCUUUCUUCCGGGAACUGGAAGCCGAGCGCUUCAAGUCCCGGCUUCACCUGGCUUCCUUUCAGUACAGUAGAAACCCCUUCCCCUGA